CCAUAAACCCAAGUAAGAGAUUCUUUAGAACUACAGUUUAAGAGAUUUGAACGCAACGAUGCCUGCUUUUGUCUUUCUUAUGAGCUACUUAUAUAUCGCAACUUGUAAUGCUGGUGAUGGUGUCUCCUUCAAAAACUAUAUGAACAAGAUAUGUGGGUCUGAGUAUUAUAGAAUGGAAGACUUCAGCGACGUAAUGAACAUGUGCAAGUCUGUUAAAAACAAGUAUCGUGAUAGAUAUGACAAUGUUAGUAAAUGGAAGUGUAAAUAUUUUGUCAAAAGUGGCGAGGAUUAUGUCAUGAAGGUGAAGGUUGAAUCUAAACCUGCCAAUUUCAUCCACAUUUUGGUAGACCAAAAGGGCAACUUAGUAAAUCUACAGAAUGGUUCCUUCACAAGGAAUGACUGCGUUCAAUUGAGUGAGCAUUGGGAGCAUUACGGUAACACUGUGGGUGGAACACGUUACUCUCCAUUAGAUGAAAUAAAUGUCAACAAUGUCAGAAAUCUAACAUUAGCUUGGACAUUCCGAUAUGGACCCAGCCCCUGGCGGUAUGAAGUCGAUAACAAGCACAAAGAUCAAGAGGCUCCGAUUAUGGUGGAAGACGGCUCUGAAGAAAGGAAUGAUCUACUUAUAUUAUGUACUCCUUGGCGAUCAAUCGUUGCACUUAAUCCGACAACUGGCGUCGAAGUUUGGAGAAAUAAUGAUGGGGUAUCAAUUCUUAGUAACGUCUCUGGAACCACAUGUCGGGGUGUUUCAUCUUGGGUGGACCCGUUAAAGCCACGUGGCACAUUGUGUAAACGCAGCAUAUAUCUCACCUCAGUAGAUGUAAGACUCUUCGCAGUUGAUGCAGCCACUGGAAAAAUCUGCUCGGACUUUGGGAACAAGGGUUUUGUCAGUCUUGCAGUAGCAACCCCAGAUGCACGUUUUGAAUGUAUUGAAUAUCUUCAACCGCCUGCUGUUGUGAGAGACGUAUUAAUUCUUGGACAAGCUAUUUGGGACGGUUGUGGGACUAAUACACCUAAAGGGGUUGUACCGGCAUUCGAUGCAAGGACUGGAGAAUUUAUGUGGAAAUUUAUGAUUGUUCCCGAGGACCCAUAUGAUCCAGCUAUGAAAACGUACAGAAAUGGCACAGAAGCGGUUGGAGCAGGCAACGCAUGGGCUACCAUGAGUGGGGACGACGACCUAGGUUUGGUUUACGUCCCUACAAGUUCAGCUAGUCUGGAUUUGUUAGGAAUAUAUAGAAUUGGUGACGGCCACUAUUGCGAUUCAGUGGUUGCUUUAAAUGUCAGUGAUGGGAAAGUCGUCUGGUUCAGGCAAUUAAUACACCAUGAUGUUUUUGACUAUGAUAUAAACGCUCAACCUGUUGUUGGUGAAAUAACACGUGAUGGCAAGAAAAGGAAAGUCGUCCUGCAGGGCACUAAAAUGGGAUUCCUGUAUGUAUUAGACGCCAAAACUGGCGAACCUGUAUUCGACAUCGAAGAACAACCAGUCCCAACUUUUUCUGAACUGCCUGGUGAGAUAUUGAGCCCAACGCAACCUUUCCCUAUGGAUGAUUUCCUGAAGUUGACAAAGACCUCAAUUGACUUACGAUCUGGUAAGGAUCUGUGGGGAAGAACGAGUGACCAAGAACAAGCUUGUGUUGACUUUAUAAAUAGUAGUGGAAUCGAUCCCAUUGGAAAGAUAUUCACAGCGACCCUAAUUAGUCGACCCACAAUAAUGAUCCCUGGGGUAUUAGGAGGUAUGAAUAUGGGAGGUAGCGUGGCUUUGGACCCUACAAGAAGUAUCGCCGUAGCAGCAACGCAAAAUUUUAUUAUGAUGCGCCAGUUGUUUCCCAACACUCAACACUCCCAGCAUGGUGUCAUUUGA
Messenger RNA from Owenia fusiformis, 1861 nucleotides. Lineage: Eukaryota; Metazoa; Annelida; Polychaeta; Sabellida; Oweniidae. The record is from the annotation of a GenBank genome assembly.